Molecule: messenger RNA, 5701 nt
Organism: Branchiostoma belcheri (Belcher's lancelet)
Lineage: Eukaryota; Metazoa; Chordata; Leptocardii; Amphioxiformes; Branchiostomatidae
Product: focadhesin-like
Exons: 40
Coding region: 168-5615 (1815 amino acids)
Biological process (GO): regulation of post-transcriptional gene silencing
Source: RefSeq, a predicted model, not a curated record
GGUCACCUAAGGUCAUCCAGGAAAUCGGCAACGUGUUGUGUGGGCAUGUAGAUUUCAACAACAGAUUUCAGCUGUCCUAUUAAACACGGAAUGGAAUAUUUGGAGUGGUUGAUCAUGAGUUAGUUUGUUCCCAUUAGAUUAGAAGAGGAGGUACUGCUGUUGAAGCUAUGGAGGACUUGAAGAAGAGACUGGAGUUUGCGAAUCCAGCCAUUCAGAACCAGGCAGUGGCCAGGUUGUACCAACAGGUGGUUACAAAGAAGGGGAAAACAGAAAUCAAUGCAGGCACACCUAAGAUUGCGGAGCUGUCCCUUCUGUGGGAUAAGAGCACUGAUGCUGACCCAGUUGUGAACUCAGCCUGUUCUGAGGCCCUGGUAACACUGGUGUACCAGCAACAUGCCGAGUGGGAAUAUGUCCUGAACGGGAUAUUGAAUAUUGUGCCCUCUGGAAGGAAUCUGACAGCUGUUCUGAAGGCUGUCUCUGACUUGCUGAUACUCCAGGUGCUUCACUGUCUACAGAAGGAUGGCUCCUACAUCUGUCCAUUUCAGAUGAGGACCCCUCCCCACCCGUUUAUCACCAUUGUUGUGAACCGGGCCGACAGCUGGCCACUGAUAUUGGAGCAGGUUAGCUACCUCUUCAACCUGGGGGAUCACAGGAUCCAAGCCAAGGCACUGGCUAUGUUGGAACCCUUCCUGAAGUAUGUGUUCCUUGAGCCCUCCCACUCGGCACAGUACAGCCAGCUAAGACUGGGGCUGUGGAGGAGACUGUUACAGAUAUCCGACAGUGCAGAUGUUGCACAGGCACAGGGCAUUGAUAACCUGUUGGUCGAACUCUUGCCAUCCAUUCAGCUGGAGCCCAGUUCAGCACUACAGGAGGGUCUGUUACAAGUGGAGGACCUGGUCACCCAUCUGCUGAGACACAAGAGGGAGUUUGUGUAUGGGAGGAAAACAGUUGCCUGUCACCUUCUAGUCCUCACACAUGCUCUACUGGUACAGGGCAGCGACGUCACCUCCGUCUUAGACACUGUUCUCAAGAUUGCAGAGGAUGAACCUGAGGCAUUGCCAGGUGAUGUUUCCCUUGUCAUUCUCAGCUGUCUACUCUUGAAGGUGCCUACAACUUAUGUAAAGACUCUGCUCAAAAUAGCCACGAGAGUCACCAACCCUCUCACAACUGAUGCAGGGAUAGCCCGAGUCCUUCUCUUCCCACUGUUACAAUGUGUUGCUGGGACAAUGGGGGCAUCAGUAGGGACAAAAGGAACUGGAGAGGUGCAGACUUUAGCAAGAGAACUCUUCAGCUGUGUGGAGGAAAGCACCAAGAGAGAGACUAGGGCAUCGUCAGUACAGGAUGAAAUUCACAAGGUCAUCGAUCCCUGGUUUAAUCUGAUGUCAUCUACUGCCCUAUUGGUCAUCCACCUCCAAAGAGACCCUGAUGCAGCUUCUGAUUGGCUAAAGGCUGUCCAAUCAGGACUGAGCCAGUGCAGCACAGUGCCAGACCAUGUUGUGUUGGUUGUUGCCUCUCUGGUGCUCAGUCCCCACACAGAUGUGCUCUAUCCCGCCUUAGAGGUACUCGCAGCACUAGCAAAAGCUGAUGUAGCAAAGGUAUUUUGUUUCUUUUGCCAUACAUUUUACCAUGUAAAAUUCUCGUGCCAUAAAUUCAUCUCUAUAUGCUGGUUACAGGCCCCCUACCUGCUGUCCCUGUUGCUGUAUAGACUAGGACAGGAGAAGGAUGCUGAACUCCACAUGAAGCUGCUGUACACUGCACCCAAAUUAGCCACACACAAGGUGUGCAUUCCUCCAAUACUGAAGACUCUCCAGGUGCUUGGAGCCCAUGCCCACCUCAGGGCUGUGUCUUUAAGACUCCUUACGUCACUCUGGGAACAACAGGAUCGCAGCUUUCCUCAUCUGCAGAAGUUGCUCCUGUGUGAACUGCCUGCCAGUCAUCCACCUGCUCAGGUCCUGGAGAUGAACAUGGCCAAGGCAGCUUCUGUCAGGGACAUAUGUAAACUGAGGGCACAUCAACACGGUGCUGACUUGUUGCCUGUCCUGUCUAAGAUCCUGAAUGACUGUACCUCGGAGCUGGACGCUGUGCCGGCCAGUCUGGCACUGGACGGGCUCACGGCCCUGUGUCAGGCCGAGGUGGUGGACAUCAGAACAGCCUGGUCAGUCCUGGCUUCCAAACUAGAGACAGACCAGAGACCCCUGGUCCUUAGUCACGUAUGUGAGCUGUUUUCCCUUGUGCCUGCACUUGCCGUCAAUACACCAGAGUAUGAGAACUUUCAGGAACAGGUGACUUUUCUCCUGUGGCAGCUGAUCAAAAGCAAGAGCCCUGUAGUGGCUGGUGCUGCAUUUGCUGCCUUGUCACAGUACAGCCCAGAGUGCUUCAAAGUGGCACACCUACCAGAACCAGUGCGUCCUGAGAGAAAAACACCAGAAAAAGGAGAUGGGGAAGAGGAAGAGCAGGAGGAGGAGGAAAUGAUAAUCCCAGGGUCAUCUUACACUAAACUCAUGAUUAUGGUGGACAGCAUCAAAGUCUUGGAAAAUUUUGAAAAGUUCCUGAGUUCUCUGGUCCAGCAUGAAAUGGCCAACAUGCCUAGAGGGGUGUACCACUCUGUCGGGCAGGGGCAGGCAGGUAGAGGUCCCCAGAACCGGGCAGUGGCAGGUAUCCCAGCAUUCAUGCUGAGGCAGUAUGAGAGGAACAAGCAGCCUGGAAUGCAGCAGGUGCUAGCAGCUGGACUGCUGUGUUGCUAUGACUACCCAGUUCAGGUGGAUGGUAGCGGUGCUCCUGUCAGGAGACAUGUGGUGACCAGGGGCAAAAUGUAUCAGAAGAUGUUCCAGACACUUCUUAAUGAGGUUCCCUUCCAGCAUACCGAGUGGUCUCGUCUGUUGCCCCUUCCUCAGGCAUGGUCUGCUUUCAUGGACAGAGUCUACCAUGCAGUUCUAAAGGGUCGAAGGGCAGAGCUGGAGAUGCAGCAGAAACACCAAACUGACACAGAGGAGGAGAUCAAGUACAAACAGGACGUUGCCUGGCUGUGGGUCAGGGAUAAGCUUGUUGACAUCAUAAAGACAGCAUCAGUAGGCACACCUACUGCUCAGGCCAACUCAGUGCUAGCUGUGGCAGGACUGGCCGGCACAGUGAUGAGGUACAUGGCCAGUCUAGGUGCAGAGGCAACCCGGAUCCAACAGGAGGCGUCAGAGCACAACAGCUGCUCCCACUGGCUGGGCAUGCUCACUGAUCUUCUGAUGUGUGUGGCUGAUUCAAAGUACAAGCCGAAGGGACGGACACUGGGCCUUUUCCAGCAGAAGUCCCGAGGUGGAGCCCCGUCAUGUAGCAUGUUAGCCCGUGCCUGCUGUAGCCUGGCCUUCUCCCAGCUUAUCCCUGUUCUUGUCACCAACAACGUGGAGCGUAUCCACCACAUGAUCCGCAUCCUGGUCUCCGGGCUGCCGGGGAAACCGCAGGCGGACGAAUCCUCCACCGUGGUGUUCUGUCAGGGGCUGGGGCUGGGGAUGGUGCUGGCCAGGCUGUAUGAGGAACACUUCAGCGAUGUCACCGGUAGGGAGGGAGCCAUGCUGCUGAUGAAGACACUGGACCAGCUAGAGAAUGUGUGCUUCAACACAGGCCUAGAAAAUAGCUCUGGCUGUGUGCUAGGUUUGGGUAUAGUUCUGUCAGCCCUGUCAGGACAGAGUGCCACAGAGAGUAGAGUCCACACCACGGCUACCAUAGAGAAGAUGUUCUCCCUGCUGGACACUGUGGACAAUCGGGACUUGAAGGAGGUCCUUCCUGUGGCUGUUUCUCUAUCUGCUGUGUCAGCGUUCAGCUCCAAUGUGCUGUCAGCUGAGGAGGCGGACUCUCUCAAGACAAAGCUGGUCACUAUGUACAAAGCACAUCCACAGUCCAGCCCUGUUGCCCAGGCCCUGGGCAUGUUGUGCCACGGACUGUCCAGCUCUGGACAUGUGCAGGCUGCUGACCUCUCCAGUCAGCUACAUGGAACCUGGACAGGCAUCCUCAGGGCAAAGCUUCAGAGUUCCCCCACGCUGCUGCAGUUAGCCUCCCUAACAGGACUGGUGUCCCUCUCAGGAACAGAGGCUGCACUCAUCCAGAUGACAGAGGAGGUGGUAGAGUCAUCAGAAGUGCAGCUGCAGCUGAACGACACGGUGAAGCUGCUGAACCAGCUGGUCCAACACUGCCCCAACGUGGGCGUGCAGAGUAACACUGCCUGGAUGUUAGGGUACCUGUACAUGGCCGCUACCUCCAUGGCACACAGCAGGUCCAGUGUCCCCUCCAACUAUGGCUACCUACCAGAGACCAGUGUCCUGAGACCUACAGUAGACUUCAUUAUUGAAGCAGGAAGAAGAGGUCCAGAAGCUAUCCCCCCUCCUUAUGUGAAGACAUCACUUGAGGCUCUGUUGUCAGCUACUGCUCGAACCUUCCCACCUGUCAACUGGGCAGCUAUCCUGGCACCCCUCAUGAGACUCUCAUUUGGGACAGACAUCAAGAUACAGUGUCUGAAGCUUGUGGUGUCCCAGGCUUCAGCUUCACCCAGUGCAGCGCUGCUCCUGGCCUCAUGGGUCUCACAACCUUUGUUUGAUAGCCUGGAGGUGAAGUGCCAGUCCACACUCUACUCUUCACUUCCUACCAUCAUGAAGAGCCUGACUGCUGCUAAAUUCAAGGCCUUUUUGGAAGACUGUGCCUUCCAGUCAUUUGUAAUGGAGGAACCAGACCCAAGCCUGCACCUGUCGGUGACCAAUGGCCUUCUGGCUGCAUUAAAAGUGCCAGACCCACCACAAAUGGCAACCCAGCUGUUGUACCACACAGUAGAGAAGGUGUGCAGAGAGAUAGGCUUCAGAAGUGCGACCCUUCAGGUGCUGUCCAGCCUUGGCGAGUGCCUUGCUGAACUCCCAGAGGAGCUGGCAGACAACAUCACCCAACCACAUGGACAGGCUGAUCUUCUGAAGUCCUGCUAUCUGCGAGGUCACAUGGUGUCUUACGGCCAUGUAACCAUGGCAUGGUACAACAGCUGUAUUGAUGUGGCUAUACAGGCCAUACAGCAUGCUCAAACAGAGGGAGACAAGGUUACACAACAACUCACCAAAAGCUUCUAUCAGUGUACUCAGUCUAAAAGUCAACACACAGGUGAAAGAGCCAGAAUUCAGUGGUUGCUGGAAGUUAUGGGACAGUGCAGGAACAUUGCUUACGGGAAGAUCCCACUCUCACAGACUCAGUCAUCAGACAGCACAAACAAGGUGACCAAAUUCCUGUUUGAUGUAUUCUGUGCUGCUGUUACGUGUUGGAGCUGUGUUAGUCUGCCUCUGCUGUGGGGAAUCACUGGGACUGAUUGUCAGACAGCUACCCAGUCUGCAGACACUGCAGAGUGGUCCUCAGAAAGCAGAAAGCUGGAGACAUUACCACUCUUGCCAUAUGCUAUUCUUCGGCUGGUAGCAUCAGAGCCUUGGGCCCAGGUUGUGGAUAAGCUUGUUGAUUGGCUGAUGGAGAUGCUUCAGGCUCCGGUGGAUCUUCCCAAGAAGUACAGGGCAGCUCUGAUGGGGUCUGUGCUGGCCUUACGACAUAUGACGGUGUUCAAGAAGCCCUCAGUCUGGACAAGAGCUUACCAGAUGUUCUGAUUUUCUGCCAUGGAAUUGUACUCUCCAAGCAGAGGUUUGGGUUUUGGGGGUAUUUUUAGAGUGUUUUUCGGCUUUUUUAUCGGGGU